This is a messenger RNA of Pungitius pungitius (ninespine stickleback), 1529 nucleotides long. RefSeq lists its product as uncharacterized. The record is from RefSeq and is a predicted model, not a curated record. Bases 69 to 1376 code for a protein of 435 amino acids. The transcript is spliced from 5 exons. Lineage: Eukaryota; Metazoa; Chordata; Actinopteri; Perciformes; Gasterosteidae.
UCUAUUAUCAGUGACCGCUUAAAGCAGAAGGCAGCAGCAGGCUUGGACUCACACAGGUGAAGACCAAGAUGAAGACGGAGCUCCUCCUGCUCGGCGCCGCGCUGCUCUGCGCUGCCGCUAAGCCAGUGAGCAAGGCAGCGCAGAGGAACAAGCUGCUGCUGGUCUCCUUCGACGGCUUCAGGUGGGACUACGACCAGGACGUGGACACGCCGCACCUAGACCGAAUGCUGCAGGACGGGGUCAAGGCCAAGUACCUGACCCCUCCGAUGCUCACCAUGACGUCUCCGUCCCACUUCACCAUGAUCACCGGCAGAUGGGUGGAGGAUCACGAGGUCGUCCACAACAUGAUGUUCAAUGCAAAGACGAACCAAAAGGUUCCUCACAAGCAGACUCUGACGAGAUCAGAGUGGUGGGAUAACGGAGUUCAACCGUUAUGGAUCACAGCUCAGAACCAGGGUCUGAAGACGGGGUCCUUUUACUUCCCUGGGGGCGGGGCUAACUACAGCGGCCAAGUUGUCAACCGGGCAGUCAUGGAGGAAUCUGGUUACCCGGAUGACAAUGAGACGGAGUGGCAGCAAAAUAUAGACCGGGUGAUGAGCUGGUUCUCUGACGAAGACUUCGACCUGGUGACGCUGUACUACGGCGAGCCAGACAACGUGGGCCACACCAAGGGUCCGGACCACCCCGACAGAAAGCAGAUCAUCCGCCAGAUUGACCGCACCAUCGGCUACCUGCGGGAGGCCAUCCUCCGCCAUCGCCUGGGCGACAGCCUGAACGUCAUCAUCACCUCCGACCACGGCAUGACCACUGUGAAGAAGCGGCCGCAGGUGGAAGAGAUCGUUCUCAACAAAUACCUGAAUCUGAUUAAGCUGGCCAGCUUCGAGAUCUUGGACUACGGCGGGUUCGGCAUCCUGACCCCGCGGCCUGGCAGGGAGCAGGAGGUGUUCGACGCCUUGUCCAACGCACCCAACCUGACAGUGUACAAGAAGCACAAGCUCCCUGAGAGCUUCCAUCUCGCCAAGAGCCGACGGCUGCCCCCCAUUGUGGUCGUGGCCGACCUGGGAUUCAACCUGAACUCGAGGUUCAUCGUAUAUGUGAACAAAGGCGACCACGGCUACCACAGCGGCGAGAUGGAUAUGAAGACCAUCUUCAGGGCCUUCGGACCCGACUUCCGCAGGAACUUCCUUUCCGAGCCAUUCGACAGCAUCCACAUCUACCCGCUGAUGUGCCGAGUGCUGCAGAUCCAACCGGCGCCGCACAACGGAUCCCUGGCCAUCACCGAGGGGAUGCUGCUUAACAGCGGUGGAUCACAGAGGUCUCGCCUGUCUGUCGCUCUGUUGCUGUCGACGCUGCUCUUCCUGUUCACUGAGUUGUGACCUCAACCAGGACCUGCCUGUCAGUAUUUGUAGCGUAGUGAUAUUAUGAAGCAUUGUUGGUGGUAUUUCUACACAGUACUAUUCUAUAACCAAUAGAAGGUGUAGUGGGUCGUAAAUCAUGGCAGAAAUCACAGAUUCAGAGGUCACAUGACA